This is a messenger RNA of Melospiza georgiana, 4851 nucleotides long. RefSeq names its product acidic residue methyltransferase 1 (gene DCPH1). The record is from RefSeq and is a predicted model, not a curated record. Lineage: Eukaryota; Metazoa; Chordata; Aves; Passeriformes; Passerellidae. The transcript is spliced from 15 exons. Gene Ontology annotation, cellular component: cytoplasm; nucleus. Gene Ontology annotation, biological process: DNA damage response. Gene Ontology annotation, molecular function: phosphatase activity. The coding region runs from base 16 to 3393 and encodes 1125 amino acids.
GGGGGGCGGAGCAAGAUGGCGGCGGUACCGGCGCUCCCGGUGUCCCUGUCGGGCAGGUUUAAGGGAUCCUAUGCAUAUUUUACAAUUAAAGACAGACUUCCCCAGAUCCUCACAAAAGUUAUUGAUACUUUGCAUCGACAUAAAAAUGAAUUUUUUGAAGAACAUGGUGAGAAGGGUGUUGAAGCAGAGAAGAGAGCCAUAUCUUUCCUCUCCAAACUGCGGAAUGAGCUGCAAACAGACAAGCCAGUGACCCCUCUGGAAGAUGAGUUGCCCGAUGCUGCGCUGUGGAACCGAUACCUGGACUACCAACGAAAUUUAUCAAAUGGAAAUGGAGAACCAAGUUGGUUUCAGUCCCCUUGGCUGUACGUAGAGUGUUACAUGUAUAGAAGAAUUCAUGCAGCAUUAGCACAGAACCCACCUAUUGACAACUUUGACGUAUUUAAGGAAGGAAAGGCUCAAAAUUUCUUUGAAUCCCAAGAAGCUAUUAUUGCCUUAUGCACUUACUUUCAGGAACUUCUUAAGAACAUCAAGGAUCUAGAUGAAAAGCAACUUCAGGAGGAACUUUUUAAGCUAUUGCAGGUGUCAUUGUGGGGCAAUAAGUGUGACCUUUCUUUUUCAGCUGGUGAAGAUAGCUCUCAGAAAUCUAGUCCUUUGCAAUCCCUGGAAAACAUGGUACCUUACAUCUUAGUGGAUGAUAUGGAAAAAGUUUGGUCACUACUUGUAAAUGCCAAAAAAAAUGGAACAGAAAGAAGUAAUGUUAGAGUUGACAUAAUCCUGGAUAAUGCUGGAUUUGAACUUGUAAGUGAUCUUGUGUUGGCUGAUUUCUUGUUGUUGUCAAAGCUGGCUGAUGAAGUCUAUUUUCAUGGAAAAAGCAUUCCAUGGUAUGUAUCAGAUACCACAAAACAUGAUUUUAACUGGACUAUUAGACAACUGGGGUCAGCUAAUCAUAUGUGGAUGUCUAGAUGUGGGGUAAACUGGGAGGGCAAUUUGAAAAAGGGAGUUUGGGUUUUCCUUGACCACAUGUUUUGGACUUUACCACAUGAUUUUUCCAAUAUGAGUGAAGUUGCUCCUGACUUGUAUGCUGAGCUACAGAAGUCAAACUUGCUUCUCUUCAAAGGUGAUCUAAACUAUAGAAAAUUGACAGGAGAUAGAAAAUGGGAAUACACUGUCCCGUUUCAUCAAGCCUUGAAUAAGUUCCAUCCUGCGCCUCUCUGUAGUUUGAGAACAUUGAAAUGUGACACUCAGGUUGGCCUGAAACCUGGACAAGGUGAGCAAAUUCAGGCUUCUGAACCUGAGUGGAUGGAAUCUCAUGAUCACGUUCUUUUGGAUAUUCCUGUCACUAGAGAGCAGAUGAAUCAUUAUCGAGCUGCAGCUGAAACUGCUCAAAGUGAACUUGCAGCACUUUCAGUGAAGUAUGACUGUGCCCAGUCAGAGCUGCUUAAACUCAGGUCGAGCAUGAUCUCUAAAGAAGCUUCUUUUCAAGAGCUGAAGGCUGAAGCUGAAAGCCAUAAGGAAAACAAGGCCAGACUGAUGUCUCGCCUCCUGUCUUUGCAAACACAAAUCCAGGAGAUGGAGGAAGAGCUGUGCAUGCUUGCUGCUUCUAAAAACCAGGCUGAGCUGGCAGCUCAGGUGGCACGUAAGGAAAACUUGGAGCUGAAGGAGGAGCUCCGUAAGAAAAGUGCAGAACUUAAUAAAUAUUUGAAUGAGUGUGAAGAAAACAUGACUCAAGCUUCUAAAAUCAGUAAAAACUAUGAAGAGCUCCUUACACAUCUUUCUGGAUUCUUGGACAUAGACAUCAGAGAAAAAGAGAAACCACAAGAACAUUUAACAUCAAAGGUCUCUGAAAUAUGUAAAGAAAAUGUGACACUAAAAGACCAGGUUGCUGCUCUUCAAGAAGCUGUGAAUGUCCAUGAGAUGGAGUCUAAAGCUAACAGAGAAACUAUCAUGAGACUGGUUUCAGAAGUGGCCAAGGAGCAGAAAAAGGCAGCAGGAUACUACCAAGACAUGGAAAAACUUAGUAAGGAUCUUGACAGUGCUAUAAUAAAGAAGCAGAGUUUAGAGAUGGAGAUCAGAAACCUCCAAGAGAAACUGACUGUUAAGCAGAAAGCUUUGGACACCUCAAAGCAGGAGCUGCACAAUCUGAAGAAAUCUUGCAGUGAGUUAGAUGCAAGCUUGAAGAGUAGCAGAGAAGAGGCCAGGUCUGCUCAGAGCUCUUUAGAGGCUUUUAAAGAAGAAAUUGCUACCCUGCUCAGCUGUGAAUCUGCAAUAAUUAAACCUUCUGGGAACGCCAUUUUGGAGAGGAUCCAAGAAAUAAAUUGCAAAGAGAAGAAUAAUGAAAUAAUGGUAUCUCAGCUUGAAACGCAAUUAGCUAAAUUGACUAAAGCUUUGGAAAAUCAGACCAGAUUGUACCAUGAAGCCCUGGAGAGGAGCAGGAAAGCUGAAAAAUGUUCUGAGAAUUUCCACGAUCAACUGAAGCACUUGGAAGAGGAAUUAUUAAAUGGAGACCUGAUGCAAGAUGGUUUGAAGCUUGAGAAACAAAAAUAUAUGAAAUUUCUGGAGCAACUUAAUGAGAAGAUGAAGCUGGACAGUCUAGCAGGAGAGGUUGGAUUUGAUAUGGCCAUGGAUGUGAUUCUGGCCCGGGUAGAGCAGCUGGUGAAACUGGAAGGGGAUGCAGUGGUUGAGAACAAGACUGUGGCAUACAGCCUCAGAAGGAAGUUGAAGGCUCAGAAAGAAAAGCUAGAAAGCAGAGAGCUGCACAUGAACCUUCUGCGGCAGAAAAUAACCCAGCUGGAAGAAGAGAAGCAAGUAAGGGCUGCCUUAGCUGUGGAAAGGGAUGAGGCCAAUCUCACUGUCAGAAAGUUACAUAAGAUGAUCGAGAGGCUACAGAAGCAGCUUGAUCUGGCAAGGGAAGCAAAUACUGAUCUCAAAGCCAAGCUGUCUGAAACCAGCGAACUUAAGAUCAAAACUUUGGAGCAGAACAGAACGAUAGAAGAACUCAAUAAGUCUCAAGACAAAUUGGAAAGAAUGAAAGAAAAAGCUGAGAAACAACUUAGAUCUGCCAAAUCAGAACUUCUUUUAAAGGAGCGUAAAGCUACUGAAGAUAAAGAAAAAAACAAAAAUAUGUUAGAAGCAGUCACCAGUGAGAUGAAGGUGCUUAAAACAACCCUUGCAGAACUAGCAAAAAGAGAGAGACAGCUGGCAGAUUUCCGAGAGGUGGUCUCGCGGAUGCUGGGCCUCGACAUUGCCAGCCUGGCUCUUCCUGACUAUGAAAUCAUCUCACGCCUUGAAGGGCUGGUCCACUCCCAUCAGCACCACUUCUUCCCCUGUGUCUGCCUCAGGGAUGUGGCAAGGACCCCAGAGGAGCAGCAAAGAAACGUCCAGCUUCUUCACUGAACGGAGACGGAACAAAGUAAAAUUCUCUGUUGGCUUCCUUACCUGUUGGACCUCCACAGAAAACAGAUCCCUGUUUCUGGUCCCUACUCCAGAGUCACCAACCAGGGCUGAUUUUUAGAACUUCAACGGAGAGACUGAUUGGAAUGGGUAGAGUCAAGCCAGCAGCCUGGAGAUGGCAAACAAAAAAUCCCUGGGCAGCUUACUACUUCAGUUAUGAAAAUGAUAGGCAACACAUCAACAAUGCCCUCAAGUUACAGUGCAGAGGCGUUGGAGUCAUGGGUCACCCAAGGUCAGCUCACAGUUUUGAGAAGUUACUUCAGUGGCAUUCCUUGUGUUUUACCUCUAGGUGACAAGGAUGAAAUCAAGCAGGGGUUGCUCUGCUGCUGUUCUUCUUGCCUCCUGGGACAUCUCUGCAUUUUUACACAUAAGGGCUUUAGCUUCAAGAUAAUUGUCUGCAAGAUUGAAGAUUAUCUUAAUUUUGGAACAAGAGUGGUUUUUUUUCUUCUGUUGGUUGCUUUUGUCUGCUUGUAUGGCAAAACAAAAAAAAAUAAUUUUUGCAGCAAAGGCUUUCUCACAGUGUCCCGUCAUGUGCCUCAUAUAAAUAUAUUUGAUAAAAUUGAGUGUUGGCCUUGGUCUUGAUGUCUUGAAAAGUUUGCUUCCAGCUGCUGUAUUCCUUGGGCAAUUAAUCCACAGUGGUAAUUCUUCUGGGUUAAUGAAAAAUUAUUUUAGAAUUCUUGUUCACUACAGAAAAUAGCUGAACUACUAAAGUGUUUAUUUUCAGAGAAGGGUACAAAACUGAUGUUGAGGUGUACAAAACUACCUCUUAGUAGUAAAAACUGCUUUCUGAGUGUUGUUAAACAUCAUGAUUUUAAAAAAAAUUAAAUAUAGACAAUAAAUCUGUUUUAAUAGUACAUUCAAACUUGAUUCUGUGGUUUUAGUUUCUCUUCCCAUUAUAUGUUUUGUAUGGUUGUGUAGAACAGUAAAGAUGACUUUCUUAUUUUUGUCUUGACCAUUUGUGGGCUUUCUACAGUAUCUCAGCGAAUGAUGACCCACUCAGUAAAACUGAACACACUAUUUUAAGAAAAAUAACACUUUUUCAAGUAAGAGUGGUAAUUUUGGUAUCUGGCUGGGGACUUGAAACACGUUUUUAUUUCAUUGGCUUCUAAAGAAUUAUUUCUCAUUGACUUGCUGUAAAAUAAAGAAAUAAACACUCAAGCUUUUGUAAAAUCAGUCAUUUGAGAAGAUAGAAAUAAAUCUUGUGUAAAUUCUUAUGCUCCUAUGGCUAACUGGAUUGAAAGAAAUUUAAUUUUUUGUUUUGCAAUGUAACGUUGUUUUGGGGGAAUGACUUCAAAUGGAAAGAGAGCAGGUUUAGAUUAGAUAUGAGAAAAAAAUUCUUUUUUGUGUGGGUAGUGAGGCGCAGGUCGCAUAGAGAACUUGUGGAUGCUCCAUCCCUGGAAG